UUUACCCUUUGCUGCUUGAACCACUUUCAGAUCCCAUAGAAGGCUGAACUGGAGUUCUGGUGGUUUAGGACUGCCAGUGAUAUUUGCUGAUAGUACCUUAGAAUCAUGAGUAUGUCACAUACUAUACUUCUCUUGUACCCAGUGAAACUGUUCCUGUUUUGUGCAGUACUGGGCUUCCUAACUGUGCAUUGCUUUAGUGGUGAAAGGGAACCUCUUCUUCAGCUAAAUGGAGUCAACAUGAGCCUAGGCAAAGGCAGAUGGGCCCGAUCAGUAAGCACCCCUCCGCAGCCGAUUGAUUGUGUGCUUUCCAGCUGGUCACCAUGGAGCACCUGUGAUCCCUGUCAAAAGAAAAGAUACAGAUUUGCCCGAGUGGAACGGCCUUCUCAGUUCAAUGGAGACCCGUGUGACUACUCUGACAAAGAAACAGAAGAUUGUGUUACAAACAGUCCUUGCAGAAAUAAAGUUAGAUGUGAAGGCUUUGUAUGUGCGAUUACAGGAAGAUGCAUUACACGGAGGUUGCUUUGCAAUGGAGAUGAUGACUGUGGGGAUCAGUCAGAUGAAAAAAACUGUAAAAAGGUGUAUAGAAAAUGCAACCAGAAGAUGGAGCAAUACUGGGGAAUAGAGAAUCUGGCAAGAGGGUUAAAUAUCCUCACAAACAAUCUGGAAGGUUUGGUUCUUGAUCACAGGUACUAUGCUGGGGGAUGUACUCCACAUUAUAUUAUGGAUACCAGGUUUAGAAAACCAUACAAUGUAGAAAGCUACUCCCCAGAGACCAAAGGCAAAUAUGAAUUUACAUUGACUGAAUACGAAUCUUAUUCAAGUUUUGAAGAAAAUAUCCUUAGGGCAAGAGCUUCGCAGACUAGCUAUGGCUUUGGAAUAAAGAUACCAGGAGUGUUUGAACUUGGUUACAGUUUAAGUGACAACAGGUUCAAGAAGUUCAUUCAAAGGAUGAAAAAAUUUUCUGCAACUUCCAGCAAAUUUAUUCAUGCCCGUUCUGAGCUGGAUGUGGCCCGUUAUAAACUGAAGCCUCGGACUCUGAUGCUCCAUUAUGAGUUCCUGCAGAGACUCCAUCAGCUGCCUUUAGAGUAUAGCUAUGGUGAAUACAGAGAACUCUACAGAGAUUAUGGGACGCACUACAUCACUGAAGCUACUCUUGGAGGCAUCUACGAAUACACGUUAGUUGUGAACAGCGAAGAACUCCAAAAGGCAGGUUACUCUUUAAGUGACAUCCAGGCCUGUGCACAGCGUGGCUUUAACGUUGGUGGAAAUAUCUAUGGAGUUUAUAUAAGUUUGGGAAUGUCAGCUGCUGGCUGUAAGGCUGUUUUAAAUGAAAUUGGAGACAGCAUCGGGCAAACGCAAGUUGUGGAAGAUUUCAUAGCCCUCGUUCGUGGAGGAGGGAGUGAGCAUAUCACGACACUUGCCUACAAAGAUCUACCAACUGCUCAGCUAAUGCAGGAGUGGGGAGAUGCAGUACAGUACAACCCUGAAAUCAUAAAGCUAAAGGCAGAACCCCUGUCUGAACUGGUGACUUCAACGGACUUUGCAAAUGCAAAUACACUAAGGGAAAAUAUGAAGCGUGCCCUUGUAGAGUUUCAGCUGGAGACCAGUUCCUGUCAUUGUGCUCCAUGCCAUGGCAAUGGAAUUGCCUUUCUGAAAGAAACUCGCUGUGACUGUAUAUGUCCUAUAGGAUAUCGUGGUACUGCCUGUGAGAUCACAGAAAGAAAAGAUGUUGCUAUAGAUGGAAACUGGGGUUGCUGGUCCAGCUCCUCUGCAUGCUCUGGAGGACAACGGAUGACAAGAAGACAGUGCAAUAAUCCUGCCCCACAAAAUGGUGGCAAGCCAUGCACAGGGCCAGAUGUUGAAACUAUUAGGUGUUAAGGAAAAUUCUUAAAAAUAUGUAAACUAAAAUGACUACCACCUUGCAAAGUUAGUGGGAAGAUAAUUAUAACUGACUUGAUCAAGCCUCUUUAUUCCUCUUUAAGGGCCUGAUCCAAUGCACACUGACGUCAACAGUAAGAUCUAACAGGUAUUGGAACAGGAUUAGUAUUUUUAAUAUGAGUCAUUCUGAUUUGACAUGCUGCAUAAUUGUCCUGCAGGAUUAAGCGUCCUUGUUUGUUUUAAUAUUGUGGCUUUGCUAUAGGCCUUUAUUUCAAUGGGCUAAUCAAACAAAACUUUAUUUCUUGCAUUAUGUGAUACCUGUUGAUUUUUUCUUGAGUUUUAAUCUAAUGUGUUCUCAGGUUCCCCUGAGAUAGGGAAAAGGGCAUUUUAUCUUGGAUACACAGGAACGCAGAUGUGACUCCUCAGAAGACAGCUGUGUCAUGUUGAGCAAAAUGCAGAAAAUUAAAAACUAAAUCCGCAUCAGAGCAAUAGCAUCUAAUGUGAAAUUUGAGUCAGAUGUGGCAAUGCUAGCCCAGGUUCCCAAUUUACUGGUUUUAACAUAAAUUGUUCAUCCUAUUAGAAAUCGUCUUGAAGGAAAGAGAAUUGAAUUGAGUAGUACUCUCAAAUACACCAAAGCAUCAAAUACACUCUCAAAUACAUGCUAAACUGUGCAAUAAUUUGUACUCUUAUUCAUGUGUAGCCCCUGGCCUAUUUCACUGGCCCAGCAUGAGGUUCUUUAAGAUAGGGGAAAUCUGCCUUGUGACUUUUUACAUAACUUUGGGAAACUGGGCCUGAGGCUCCUCGGUGUGCUCUGCAUUGUGUCAGUGUGUAUUCACCUCAGACCAGACCCACUCAGACAACCACCAGGAACAAGAGCAAGACUUCAUUCUGUAAAGAAACACAGAACAGGAUUACAGUCCAGCAGCCUCCUCUCUGCUUGCCUGCCUCUUGCUUCCAGCUUCAGUCAGUGCUGAAACUUCCUGCUGGGAGGGCAGAGGCUACAUACUGGCAGGAACCAGGAAGGUCUCCCAACAUGCCGCAGUCUGUAGCCCACAAUUGAUGGUUCCCAUGGCUGCUGCUGAAGCACCCAGGACCUUGGGCUGCACAUGGGAUAAGCUUUCCAUAGAACAAAUACAUUUAGAAGGAGGCUGGAGCAUAAUAUCAAAAAGGCAAUUAAAGAAAUGAAAAUCACGAAUUUUGAAGUAUGCAACACCAUGCCCCAGGUUGAAUACUGUAUCCCAUGGAUGUUGUGGCCAAACAGGAAGUAGUGUAUGGAAAAUGAUGUCUCAGAAAGAGGUCAUAAUGCAAGCCAAUCAGCAUUCUACUUUACAUUCUCCAAAAAUAUCACGGUCUUGGGAACAGCUCUAGCAAUGAUGGCAAAACUAGCCUUCAUUGUCACAGAGGUGGGCCAAUUGCUCCACUGUUUGGUCCCCCUGAACACCUCGGUGUUUCAGCAUACUCACUUCUAAUCCAGCCUGUUCAAAUAUUUGAAAU
Terrapene triunguis (Three-toed box turtle) is the source of this 3372-nucleotide messenger RNA. RefSeq names its product complement component C8 beta chain. The transcript is spliced from 12 exons. Gene Ontology annotation, biological process: immune response. Gene Ontology annotation, molecular function: protein binding. The coding region runs from base 106 to 1878 and encodes 590 amino acids. The record is from RefSeq and is a predicted model, not a curated record. NCBI's taxonomy places the organism in Eukaryota, Metazoa, Chordata, Testudines, Emydidae. Gene Ontology annotation, cellular component: membrane attack complex.